CAUUCAUAAAUACAACACCCCAGACGUUUCCUCCUCCUUGAGCCUAUCAAACAAACCCCAAAAACCCUCCUCCAAAGAAAGUCUCAUUUUUUCCAACUCUUCAGCUUCCAAUACCAUCAGCAAAAAUGUUUCGAUCCGUAGCUAGAUCAGCCGCCGGAAAGCACCUCCUUCGCCGAGGAUACGCCACUGACUCCGUUCCAGACCGGAAAGUUGCUGUCUUGGGUGCAGCGGGAGGGAUCGGCCAGCCCUUGGCUCUACUCAUGAAGCUUAACCCUCUCGUUUCUCAACUUGCUCUCUAUGAUAUCGCCAACACUCCCGGGGUUGCCGCUGAUGUUAGCCACAUCAACACUAGAUCUGAGGUUGCUGGAUAUGUUGGUGAAGAGCAAUUGGGGCAAGCUUUGGAGGGAUCUGAUGUUGUCAUCAUUCCAGCGGGGGUGCCAAGAAAGCCUGGUAUGACUCGUGAUGAUCUUUUUAACAUCAAUGCUGGAAUCGUCAAGGGUUUAUGCGCUGCUAUUGCUAAGUACUGCCCCAAUGCACUUGUUAAUAUGAUUAGCAACCCUGUCAAUUCAACUGUUCCAAUCGCAGCUGAGGUUUUCAAGAAGGCAGGGACAUAUGAUGAGAGAAAGUUGUUUGGUGUAACGACCCUUGAUGUGGUUAGGGCUAAGACUUUCUACGCUGGGAAGGCAAAAGUACCUGUUGCAGAUGUUAAUGUCCCAGUUGUUGGUGGUCAUGCGGGAAUAACCAUUCUCCCACUAUUCUCUCAAGCCACACCAAAAGCCAAUUUGUCUGAAGAGGAGAUCACAGCUCUCACAAAGCGAACACAAGAUGGAGGCACUGAAGUUGUGGAAGCAAAGGCUGGAAAGGGUUCAGCAACAUUGUCAAUGGCCUAUGCAGGAGCCAUUUUUGCUGAUGCUUGCCUUAAGGGGCUGAAUGGUGUUCCUGAUGUUGUAGAAUGUUCGUUUGUGCAGUCAACUGUCACUGAACUUCCUUUCUUUGCUUCUAAGGUAAAGCUUGGAAAGAAUGGUGUGGAGGAAGUUCUGGGGUUGGGUCCUCUCUCCGACUACGAGAAGCAAGGCUUGGAAAGCCUUAAGCCAGAACUCAAAGCAUCUAUUGAGAAGGGAAUCAAGUUUGCCAACCAAAGCUAAUUUAAAUCAUUUAUGAUUUCUUCCAUUAGACCAAUGAGAAUUUUGCAGUUCUUUUGGCUGCUGUUGUAUUUCUUGCUGCAAGCGGCAUCGGCUUAUUAGGAUAGGUCUUACAUACCAUAAGUUUCCAGCAAUAAUUCCCAGUGGUAUGUUACAGGGGAGGGUUUGGUGAAAACCUUUUCCAGUUUAGGUGGGGAUGUUUCAUUCAUACAAGUAUAAAAUUGUGAGCUCGCCAGAUUAUAUCUCGAGAAUCUUUGGUGAAAAGUUCUUUUAAAUCCUAUGGCCUUUUUUCAUUUUUUUAA
Theobroma cacao (cacao) is the source of this 1444-nucleotide messenger RNA. RefSeq names its product Lactate/malate dehydrogenase family protein (gene MMDH1). Gene Ontology annotation, biological process: malate metabolic process; tricarboxylic acid cycle. NCBI's taxonomy places the organism in Eukaryota, Viridiplantae, Streptophyta, Magnoliopsida, Malvales, Malvaceae. The record is from RefSeq and is a predicted model, not a curated record. Gene Ontology annotation, cellular component: cytoplasm; mitochondrion. Gene Ontology annotation, molecular function: L-malate dehydrogenase (NAD+) activity.